CGAGCGGAGGGUCAGCUGCUGCAGUGAGGAUGCACGUGCGGCUCCGCGCAUUUCAAGAUCAAGAUGGCAGCCUCCGUGUGUCGGUGCUACGAGCUGGUAGGCAGACGUGCCUUGGCCCUCUGCUCCAGGCCUCUUGUCUCCUCAGUGUGGAGAGGAGAUGCCUACACGUUACGUAGGAGCCCAGCUGCAACUGUGCAGGUGCGAUAUGCUUCAGGACGUAGUAAAGGUUUCCUGGGGGAGUUUGUGGAUAACCUGCGUCAGGAGUUCAGUAAGAAUCAGGAGAUGAAAGAGAGCAUAAAGAAGUUCAGAGAAGAGGCCAAGAGGCUUGAGGAGUCUGACGCUCUGCAACAAGCCCGCAGGAAAUAUAAAUCUAUAGAGUCUGAGACAGUGAAGACUUCAGAGGUGUUUCGGAAGACCUUUGGCUCCCUGUCAGAGACCGUCAAGGAGGGUCUUGAGGAGGUGAGCCGCACUGACAUCGGGAAGAAGAUUAAGGAAAGUGUGGAAGAGGCUGCCAAGACAGCUAAGCACUCUGCUGAGUCAGUCUCCAGAGGAGGAGAAAAACUGGGCAGAACCGGAGCAUUCAGGGCCAUCUCCCAGGGUGUGGAGACUAUGAAGAAGGAGAUAGAUGUUGGGGAUGCCGGCCCUUACAGAGCUCCCUCUCAGCUUAGAAAGAGGAGCGAUUUCUCCUCCAAAGGUGCCGACAGCGACUCCAGAGUGUUCGAGGCCAAUGAAGAGGCGAUGGGAGUUGUUCUCCACAAGGACUCAAAGUGGUACCAGCAGUGGAAGGACUUCAAGGACAAUAAUGUAGUUUUUAACAGAUUCUUUGAGAUGAAGAUGAAAUAUGAUGAAAGUGACAAUGCCUUGGUCAGAGCAUCCAGAGCUGUGACUGACAAAGUCACUGGUUUCCUAGGCGGUCUUUUCUCUAAGACAGAAAUGUCCGAGGUGCUGACGGAGAUCGUGAAGGCGGACCCCACCUUUGACAAAGACUCUUUCCUCAAACAGUGUGAGAAAGACAUCAUCCCUAACAUACUGGAGGCUAUGAUCCGUGGAGAGCUGGAUGUAUUAAAAGACUGGUGCUAUGAAGCUACGUACAGUCAGCUGGCUCACCCCAUCCAGCAGGCCAGGGCGCUGGGGCUGCUCUUCCAGUCCAAAAUCCUGGACAUUGACAACAUAGAUCUAGCAAUGGGCAAGAUGAUGGACCAGGGCCCAGUGCUGAUUAUAACCUUCCAGGCUCAGGUCGUCAUGGUGAUCCGCGGCCCCAAAGGAGAUAUCGUGGAAGGAGAUCCGGAAAAGGUGAUGAGGAUGAUGUAUGUUUGGGCGCUGUGUCGUGACCAGGAGGAGCUGAACCCCAACGCAGCCUGGAGACUCUUGGACAUCUCUGCCUCCAGCACUGAGCAGGCUCUCUAGGAGGAGGAGGAGGAGGAGGAGGAGGAGGAGCACAGGUGAAAAGGCAGAAACUGUGAUGAAGGGCAGAAGACACAUGGAUGUGCCUGUAACACCUGCACGCACUGACUCACACAUGUAUAUUAACACCUGAGUACAGAGUGCAUCCAUGCUCCUGUGUCACGCCAGAGACUGUAUUUGCACACACUCACAUUUCCUAUUGUUAUCCAGAGGGUUUAUGUGCACGUGUAUAUUCAUUCACUCCAUGUUGUGAAGAUAGACAUGAACAUAACCCACUGGUAUAUGAUAUAUCCAUAGAAAACUGUGCAUCCACCAACAUGUGUGUGCUGUCUCCUGCACUGGUUGGCUCAGUGUUUGGGUUUCCAGAUGGAGAGUGAAUAUAGAACAUUUACACUGAUAUUCAAAUGGAUUGGACUGACUUCUUCACCAACUGGCUAAAAGAGAAGCAUGUGCCAUUACCCUCAUUGUUAUAUCCAUCCAUACAUGCCUGAUGGCUACAUCCAUGAGGAUCGACAGAAGAAAAGGACAUGGCACCUGUGGCUUUACUCGCUGGUCUCGAGAGGACAUCUGAAGUCUUAAACUAGGUUUAAUGUCAACACUGUCUUUGUCAAAUAUCGUCAACAGGAAAUUAAAAUGUGCAGCAACCAACAUAGCUGAGUGGGACAGCAUGAGAGACCUUGUUGAUCAAGGCAAGCAUGCUUCAAGUUAAAGGGGCACCCACCAAUUUUACACAUAAGGAUCAGUUUACAUGUCACAAGGAUUCUACCCAACCUGUGUAAACAGCUCUGGAGGGAGCUUUUUAAAACCUGAUAAAAUAACACUGAUGAUGUCAUCAGUUACCUCAGAUUGGGCCUUUUAACAGAAAGCUUGUUCAUGUUACAGACUUGAGAUGUGGAGUUUGAAAGAAGUGAAUAUUUACCAGGCAGGUAGGGUCUCACGGAAGAUGUCAUUGAGUUUCAUUACAGGAAAUAAAGGAUCCAGUGUUGUUCAAGCUCGACUCAUACUAUGGAAUAAAUUAAGAUAUUUAAGCCUCUACUGCUUCUAUUUCAACCAUUCUUUUUAUAAUUUAUCUCUUGUGAGUCUCAAAACUUUAUGGAACUGCAAUACUAAAUGGCUGCAGAGUACAACUUUAAGGCUUUACUUGCAAAUUGUUCUUUCCGCAUAGCUGCAAGGGUCUGUGAGAUUUAAUAAUACCAUCAUCUGCCUGUGUCUGUGAGGCUCUGCCAACACUUUCCCUAUGCAGAUGCCCAAUGUAAUAUAAACAGAAGUUAAUGUCCACUGUCUGGAGUGUGUCUGGCCCUUAAAUGUCCUCUUAACAAUAAAUUCCUUAAAGGUCCAGUGUGUAGGAUUUAGGGGGAAAUAUUGGCAGAAAUUGAAUAUCAUAUUCGUCACUAUGUUUUCAUAAUACAAUCACCUGAAACUAAGAUACGGUGUUUUUGUUACCUUAGAUUGAGCCGUGUAUAUCUACACACAGAGCGGGUCUUCUUCCACAGAGUCUGCCAUGUUGUCUCUAAAGUAGCCCAGACCAAACUAACCAGUGCCGGCUCUAGAUGGGGUCAUUCGUGUUUUCAUGUCUGCCCCUGUAGUUGUCCUUUACACUUGGCACACAGGAGACGUUUUAGUUGGUUGCAAUCUGCAAAAUCACCACUAGAUGUCACUAAAUCCCACACACUACAACUUUAAGAUCACCAGGUGAAAUUAACCAUUAAGACACAGUUGUCAAUGAUUUUAGAGAGAAAAUAUUUGAAGGUGUUUUUUUUUUUCUAGGCCAAAUUACCAUCGCCUUUUGGGGGGAAAAAAGCUCCUUAAAGGUAUUCUGUACAGGAAUUGUUGGUUACUGUUCAUGAAACGUAUUGCCAGCAAGAACAAAAGUGAAAUCCAACCACAGAUUCACUCCUGUGUUGAAACGGGCUUUGUCCACUGGGCGUUUUGCCUCGCUAUAUUUGCCUUUUUCUGCACUGUGUCCUUUGUUUUCAUAGCUACAGAUUCAUAGCUGAAGAUACAGGCAGAGGGCAAAGUCUCUGUAGUUAAAGACACUGCCACACACUUCAUACAUAAGUGCUGAGUAAAAUGAAUUUAUAUAGGUUUUUUUUUUUUGAAAAUACUGCAUAAUAUACAUUUAAGGAAUUUUUAGCCUUGGAUCAAAAUGCAGCUGUGGUGGUUCCUGCUUGGUUCCUGUUCGCUUUUACAUCAGAAACAUGUCCAAACUUAAAUAGUACAAAAAGUAAGAUGAUGUUUGAACCAUUAAGUGUAGGAUGUAAUGAUCUGUGUAGUCCGGGUCCAUGCUGUCCUGUAUACUGUAGCUCAGAGCGCCCAGUGCACCCAGAAACCACAAGCAACUAGAGAAAACAUGCCUUUGUAUUUGCAUUUGUUUUUUCAAGUUGCAGUGCAUUGGGCUCCCAGUCACUGUAUAUCCUGUACAACCUCAAUAAGAACUGUAUUGUAUCUACAUGUUAAUAUAAGCUCUCAACUCCUUGUAAAUAUAUUAACUGUUAAGUACUGCUUUUUUUGUAAGUCUCCAUGGGAUCACAUUUGAAUUUGUUAUCAUGGCUUUAUUGUUUGAAGAUUAUUUGUCCUCUCAUGUUGUACGUUUUUCAGCCAUUUGUUCUACUUCAACGUUUACUUUUAUAUGUGUGGUUUUUCAAUGGGUUUUGGCUGAAGAUGAAUAAGCACAGCACUGUACUAUUGCAUUGACGUUUUUGACGUUUAUACUGUGUGACCACGUGGGUCUCUACUCACUCGCCAAUGAAGAUUGAACACAUUAUGAUUGUACUGUAACUGUCUUUCCUUGAUGUAAUUAAUUGACAGAAACGUCCAUAUGUGUGAAGAGAAGUUGAGCUCCUGAUGAAUAUCGUUAGUGCCUAGAUUACACCACGAGGACCUGAGCAGGUUUUGUUUGUGUAACAGUUGGUGUGAGGUGGCUUAUUAUUAACUAUGAUGGUGACAUCAUGCUCAAAUAACAUUCCUGGUGUGUUCUGAUGAUUGUGUCACUCCUGGGAUGAAAAAUAAAACCUACAAAUUAGGCACUGCUCUCAGUUAAGUAACUCGAAAAAUGCUUGAGAACUCCUUAAACAUGCAUGACCAGCUGUGAGAGAGAGAGACUUAGUGAAAAACCUGCGGCAGUACUCAAUCAGAAAUCACUGUAAGGCCACAGUCACACAUGAGCAAAUGCAGGCGAGUGACCAUCGCCUGCUCAGGCAAUAAUUGUGCUCAGUUGCCUGUUGCUGCCAGCCAGUCAGCAUCUCUCAUGUGGGGCAGUUUGUAUUUUUUAAUGGCCAGUAUCGUACGAUUUUGGCUUGUUAGACACGGCAACAACUAGUCUCCUCCACGCAUCACUGGUCAAAGUCCACCGAAGUUAAACUCCAUGCAAUACAGAUACAAAGUUGCUUUGCUAACAGGAAGUGAAUAUUUUAUUCACCCCUUUGCUCACAUUAAAUGGAAGUGAACAGAAGGUGAAUAUUCACCAAUGUUAAUUUCGCACUGUCCACAGCAAAAUAUCUCAGCAAGCAUUGGUCAGAUUGCUUUGUAAUAUUGUUUAGAUAUUUUUGGUCCCCAGUCCGUUAAUGUAAACGUUUAUUGAGGCCUCAACUCUCAUCUACAUAGCAUCUUCAGCAAAUUUUGCAUGAAAUUUACUCCUUCCUGCGAUCCAAAGAACAAACUAUCCACUUCAUGAGCUUUCCUUUUAGUGCCACCACAAGCCAAAAUCAUCAUCUGUGCUUACAAAAUACUGUUAACAUCAUUAAAAAUUAAGAUUGCCAAGUCAUCCAAAAGGAAAAAUCGCUUAAAUUUAACAACCAUUAGUCUAACACGACCCUGAGGAGAAACGUUAUUAUUGCUCCACUACUCGUACGGCACUAAAAUCUCAACUAUGUUUGCUCUAUGCAACACACACAUUUUCUUCAGAUGGAGUAGACUGGGUUACAGCAAGUGACAAGAGACUCAGCUUCCUAACUCAUUAGCAUGUCUAAAAAAAAUAUAUAGUGUAUACAAUGGUGCAGGAAAUCUCAAGGUUUGCUUGAACGACAAUCCAGUUGUUGCCACAUUUUCUCGUAAUUAUAAGAAAUUCUCCAAACUGUAAAGUGUAUAUGUCACUAAGACUUACACAUUUCAUCCAUCUUUCAACUUUAAGUUUUAAGUUGACCAAAAAGAAAAUUUAUUCAUGAGUUUUUCUGUUUUUACCCGGUAAUAUGUCUCUGCAGAAUAAAGAGAGCUGUAUUAUGAUUUGCUUCAUCCAAGCUUUCUUAGACUCAGCAGCUUUGUAUGUUUUGUGUGUUUGUGCUCACAAGAAAAUUAAACUCUGCACGUUG
Molecule: messenger RNA, 5711 nt
Organism: Epinephelus fuscoguttatus (brown-marbled grouper)
Lineage: Eukaryota; Metazoa; Chordata; Actinopteri; Perciformes; Serranidae
Product: mitochondrial import inner membrane translocase subunit TIM44-like
Exons: 13
Coding region: 64-1407 (447 amino acids)
Biological process (GO): protein import into mitochondrial matrix
Cellular component (GO): mitochondrial inner membrane
Molecular function (GO): protein-folding chaperone binding
Source: RefSeq, a predicted model, not a curated record